ACGGUAAUACACGAUGUAUUUAUUCUGUCUUUUCUUAGCUGGGAGAAGGUUAAGUUUAUCGAUUUUAUGCUCUUACAAAAGCAUCCUUUUCAAGACCGUUCUCUUGUUACUGUUGUUUGUUUGUUUGCUUUACGACAGCGAAAAAUGCAACUAGUGACUAGCAUAAAACAGCUCAAAAUACAAGCUUUCCACGUGUAUGGGUUUUUUAAGACAGACUGUCGGCUGGUGAUGUCGAGUGGAUUUGUUGGGGUAUGUCUGUUGAUUUUUUAAAAAAUUGUUAAGAGGCACAGAUAAAUUAUUCUUUGUAUUUUGUUUCUCAAUGAGAAAAAAACUCUUAGUCUUAGUGAGUUCUCUGGAAUUUUAUUGUCAUAGCGCCCACAUCAAACGUUCCCGCCGCCGUUCCACGGCAGUACAUUAGUGACAAGCAGACGACAAUUUUAUUCCGACGAUCGGUUCCGCUCAAGGGGGCGUUCAUUGAGUCGCUAGCUAGGACUGCUAAGAGCCACAGAACAGACUGCCGCACGAUCAAAAUAGGCGCACGCGAGUCUCAGCAGAGGCGGGAGCAGAGGCGAGCGGCAGCAGGCGGCAGCGGCACUAAUGAACGCACCACCGCCAGUGAACGAACGCACCGCACCGUGCGCGCACACAACCACUGAACGCACCGUGCGCACACGGCUAGUGAACGCCACAGCCACCGUACGACGACGUGCGGUGACAGAUGAGAGACCAGGAGUGGCGAAGUGAGAAUAAUAAAGGAAAAGACAAGGAACUUCUCUUCUGAUGGCUUAAAGCGCAAAAAGGAGGAGAACAAAAACACAAAAACAAAAGCGGAUCGAAAACGUGCCAGUUUUUGUUUUGUUUUGAUUUUUUUUCACGCACGUAAUCUUUCUUCCUGGCCGAUUUGCUUGAUGAUUUCCAACUACAGAUUUUCGUGAGAGUGAAAGAAAGAGAGAAUAAUUAUUAUUCUUUUGUAAAAGUGGAGGAGCAGGAGGUGGCGAGGAAUGAUAGGUAUCUUGUUUGUUCUUCCAAGAAAAAGUCAGUGCCCCGUGGGGAAGGAAAAAGGAGUGUGCUGAAGCUAUUGAGGCAGGACGUGAAAAGAGUAACAGUGAGGGAGAAGUGCAGGGAUGAAGAACUAUCAUGACGUUGUGCGCUCAACGAAUCUCUCACGAAAAGAUCGAGACAUGGAAUUAUUUUUUCAAAGUGUCCUCGAACACAUUCCAAAGGAUUUCUUCAUCAGUGCUGUCGUUGUGAGCCGCUAGAUCUAUACUACUUACUUACGGCUGUCAUUGUUGAUAAACGACUGACUGUCUCUGGCUGGCUGAUUUAUUUUUUUAAAAACCCAUUCUCCAUCAGCUUGACAAGACUGACUUGUGUUUCGUAACGUUUGGUUGGCUUCGUUCGCUUCCUUUUGGUUGUUGGGUUGUUGUUUUUUAGCAGCACUUGGUUGGCUUUUGUUGGUCUCUUGAUUUGGUGUUGCUGUUGUUGCUGUUGUUGUUUUUAGGGGUGUCAGGAAUUUGUUUGGGAUUAAUUUUUUUUCCCGUCAUAUCCGGCUCACAGGAUUUGUUGGUGCAGUUUUGUUUUUUGUUUGGUCUCCUUUUGUUUUGUUUUUUAGGGGGUUUAUUUUUUUUUUGGUAAGGUGCUUUAGAAAGCAAACGCAUAAUUUGGGAUAAUGAUGAUUUCUUCUUGUUCUUUGUUGUUGCUGAAUUACUGAGGGAAGAAUGUAGAUCUAGGGUGUUUACAAGUUGUGAGCAUAUAUUUAUAUAUAUUUGUGAGCGUUCAUUUGUCGAAGCCACCAUCCCGUGCGUUCACAAGUUGUCUUGACCACGCUUUUGUGCGUUCGUAGUGGUCCUGACCGUCACCUUCUACGUUCAUUAGUGGUGGUGGUGGUGGUGUCGCGAAAAAUUUCACCACUGUGGUAUUAUUCUUUGUGGUGGUGCUGCCGCGUUUUUCACCUUGGUGUGUUGCAGCGCACUCACGUGUCAGUCAGUGUGUAGUAGUGUGUUGGCGAGAGUAAAGUGUGCUGGCAAAGGAACUUUCUGUGAACAGUACACGUAAACUGAGUGCUCAACAUGAAUUGCCUGAGUGCAGGGGGUGGCGAUGAGGAGUCAACCAAGAGCAGAAAACUCUUGCGGUUUAGCCCGAAGCUGCGGAAGCGGAAAUCGGAGAAGGGCGUCCAUGGUGUAGCCAUGGCAACGAGUAACGACGGCCAUGUUCCCAAUGGCCUCAACGACAGGGAACGCCUAGAACUGAAGCAAGCGUUCGACAUGUUUGACAAGAACAAUGACGGGAAGAUCUCGUGUGAUGAACUAGGCUGUGUCCUGAGGACUCUGGGUCAUGACUACACCCAGGCCGACAUAGAGGACAUGAUUAAACACGCCGAUAUCAACGGUGUUUGACAUGGACGGUAACGGCUACAUCGACCGACACGAGCUGCGUUACAUCAUGAAGCGGCUAGGGGAGAACCUGGGAGAGGAGGACGUGAAGGAGAUGUUCAAACUGGCAGACCUCAACGGAGACGGAUUGAUAGAUUACGAAGAGUUUUCCAAGCUUCUGGGCGGUCUGGGAGGGGGGCUAGGUGGUCUGGCCCAGGCGGCAGCGGCUCCCUCCUCCUCCUCCUCCUCCUCGUCGUCAUCAACAAACGCUAAGCAAACGCCCAAGUCUUCAAAGUCUUCAAAAGACGGCAAGAAGAAGUGAAGACAGCACCCUUUCCUGACUGUGAUAGUAUAUCCCCCACAACCAGAACGACAACAAACAGCAGCAGCAGCAGCAACAACAACAACAACAACAACAACAACAACAACAACAAUAACAACAACAACAUCAAAUCAACAUCAAAAUCGCCUGCAACAACAUCAACCAACGACAGCAACAGCAGCAGCAACAAUGAUAAAAAUAGCAGCAGUAUGAGCAGCAACAGCAAGAAAAUCAACAGUUCCAGCGACAGUAGCAGCAACAACAACAACAACAACAACAACAACAACAACAACAACAACAGCGACAGCAGCAGUGUAAACAGCAUUAAUAAUGCCAACAACAACAACAACAGAAAAAGCAUCCACAACAGCAGUCUGAACUUCCGACAACCAGAAACAGCAGCAGCAGCAGCAGCAGCAGCAGCUAAGAUGUUUGUGACGGCUGCAGCUUCACCGACAACAACAACAACAACGACUACAUCAACUUACCACAACAACGACGACUACAACUGCAACAGCGUUGUAACUACUCUUGGAAAUAAUCAACUUCAUCAUACCGCUACAACAACAACAACAACAACAAUAGCAACAACAUGAUCAGCAACCACAGCAAGCAGUUGCAGCUACCCAAGCAGACAGGACAGCAGCAAUAGCGAUUGCAACAACGACAGAAUGCUCCCGUGGCAGUUGCAGUUAAAUAGAAAUAUAAUAAACAUCUUUUGUCUCAAAGCUAGAGAAACAAAGAAGGUGAUCCUCUUCUAUUCUUCUCCGUUUCCUCGCACAGGUUGCCAACCGUCACUCGUCCGUUCUUGUCUCAUGAUAUCCAGUUUGGAAGGACAUCUCCUCCUGACUAUUUGCAUAAGGUCGCGUUUUUGUCGGCAUGAGACGGAUUUGAAAUUACACAUGGGUGGUUUUGAACUCUGGUUACACAAAUACACUCAAAGGAUGUUUUCGUAAGUUUGAAAUAUUUGUGAAGGAAACCAGAGAGGAUUUAUCAUAGAGCUAAGGUAUUGGUGACGAAAAUCUCGGAGGAUUUCACGUACAGAUUUUUUUGACGAAAAUCUCUGUGGAUUUCGUGUAGACAUAAGGUAUUUGUGACGAAAAUUUCGGAGGAUUUCAGUAUUAGGUCCAUUCUUUGUCUUUUCACAGCUUGUGGGAACAGUUUUGUAAAUACCCUUUUCCCAACUUCACAUGUCAUUAGUCAUUUAGUCUCUGAAUCGUGCUACAGGUCCCAAGUGAUUGACUGUUUGAUUUUUUUCAGAAUUAUGACGCAACUGUGACCUUUUGGUCAGGUCAUGUCUGUGAGGGCGGUGCAGAGCCCAACGAAAUUGCUUUUUUGCUCACGGAAAAUUGCAAAGGUCUUUUGCUCUGUGGCUCUGGGUUUUUUGUUUGUUUGUUAGGGGCUUUUAGGAAGGGUUGAUGUUUGGGAGGUGUUUUUUCUGUGAGUUAUCAUUUUGGAGGGAGUAUCAUUCUGUCUUGCCAUAGGUUGUUUUGUGGAUGAAAGAGAAAGUGGUCAGUUGUGCCACGGGUCAGAUUUUGACCCCAGAUUUCCGGACGUCCAGGGCACGGCGUGAUUACGUGGAUAGCGGCUCUGUGAUGUUGUCAGAGAAAAUCUUCAGAAGUCACUGACUGCCAGGCUCUGGGGAAAAGAAUGUUACGGCGAGUUACACCUCGAGCUGUCUUCGUGUGCUCUAUCUCUCUCUGUCUCUGAUAGAGGAUAACAAAAUCCUUUCCAAUUAGUGAUUGAUGAUGCUUCCAGGGAGUGAUGACCUAAUGAAGAGGUCUGUAGUCUCUAUUGGUGAUACACCAGGGAUGGUGAUCUGAUAAGGUUCUGUGGUCAGUACUGGUGAUGCACUAGGGAAUUAGGACGGGGUGAGGAGGCCUGUGAUCACUAAGCUUUUCUUCAGUAUGUCAGCUCUCGUCAUCGUUUGGAGACCGUACAUUAUGGACAAUCUUGUUGGGUUUCUGCGAUGUGUCUCUGUGUUUGUCGCCUCGGCAAGAGCAGGUGGAUCCACAACAACGACUUACGUCACACAGUUUGGCAUGGAAGGGUUAACAAAUUAUAAUACGCUGAACAACUCCCCACCAUUUCCUCACCCUCUUUUCCUUGCUGGAAUGAUAGACAUGAGAGAAUGGCGGUGCCCGUUGGCGGCCACCCUGUCAUGGGAAAAGAACGGACGAUGCUCGACGGACGGAUAGAUCUAGAAGGGAUUACAUUUUUAAAAUUUCAAGUACAUUCUUUGAAAA
Molecule: messenger RNA, 4940 nt
Organism: Aplysia californica (California sea hare)
Lineage: Eukaryota; Metazoa; Mollusca; Gastropoda; Aplysiida; Aplysiidae
Product: neo-calmodulin
Molecular function (GO): enzyme regulator activity; calcium ion binding
Source: RefSeq, a predicted model, not a curated record